AUGUCCUCCAGGAUCACAUUUCCACGCCCUAAACAGGGACUGGAUCUGCGGCGAUCGACCCUUGGUCUCGACCAGUGUCUCGACGUUGAAUACCCGCUCCCUCUCAAAAGAAGCGCCCGAGUCUUCCUUGGCCACUCGACACUUCGUGGUAGGCGGGCACAAGAGGCCUCGACGGCGCAAAGACAGAUGUUUCAUUUCGGGGCCGCGGAAUCGGUCCUUGGGCAGGACGAGGCAAACGAGCUUCUUUGGAGCCUCCUGCGCAUUCCCGACGACGCUGCGUGCUGUCCGCAGCCCAAGAUCCGCGAUACUGUCCUUGCUGGUCCUGGUCUGCGAUCCGAGCUCCUUGUUCUUCGGUGUUCGAAGACAUCAGCACUAUGGUUGCCAUUCUCGAGGCGGCUUCUCUGUGCCAUGGAUAUGUUGGGUAGGGGUUUCGGGCUUGAGAGGCGGCUGGUGUUUCUGGGGUGCUCUAACGAGUGCCUCCACUAUGCUGGUAAUGACGCAAACUACGCCCUGAGAGCCCUCCUUCUCCUAGCGUACCAUGCACUACGACCAUCUGCCUCCUCGUCGGAUGAUAUUAGGGUAUUGACAUAUCUGAAAGCUUUGGGAGCACAGCCUCUUCCGGACACAGCACGACGGAAUGCUAUAUAUAUCGUACGCGCAUCGAAAUUAACCUGCGAGGACUUUCCAACGAACGCUUCAGACAUGGGACAUAUAUCCAUUUGGGACGAGUCCGAUUUCUCCUUUUCAUAA
Drepanopeziza brunnea f. sp. 'multigermtubi' MB_m1 is the source of this 750-nucleotide messenger RNA. NCBI's taxonomy places the organism in Eukaryota, Fungi, Ascomycota, Leotiomycetes, Helotiales, Drepanopezizaceae. The record is from RefSeq and is a predicted model, not a curated record.